AUGAGCAGUGCCAUCUUCUUCACGGAAGAAACAACAAGUGGCAUUCCAGUUGUUGCUUUAAACAACAUCUUUCCAAACGUCUGUCAAGCUCCACGUCCGAUACCACCACAAAGAGUACGAGACUUUUAUUGUCCUCAUGGUCGACGUGUCUUUUGCAGGACUGAACAUCAGUUUCAGAAUGAGCCUAUCAAUCAUUCUCCACAGCAUGAAGUGAUUCAAAAGUGCAAGACGAAAAACCAUAAGAAAACAAGACCUAAUGACAUUAUCAAAGUUAGAGAGGACUUUAUUAUGGAAACGAAUUAUAUGAACUUUUAUCACAAAUUCUAUCAAGCCUUGGACAAUGUAUUUAAACCUGCAUUUAUUGCACACAGAGUGUAUCCAACAGAUCAGAAAAAGGCAGCUCAAUACAAUACGGAUGUUCAGUUCAAUAAGCAAAUGUUUGAAAUGAUUACCAAACAAAUUGGAGUGGGCUCAAAGAGAGUUUGUGAAGAAGAGAAUGCUGGCGGAUGCUCUGUUUUCUCUGAGGUUAUGUCUUGUGAGAUUAUUACUCGUUUGUUUGAUGCCGCGUUGAUCAAGACCGAGAUGGAAAUUGCAUACAUACAUGAUGGAAGCAAAAAGACAGAUUUUUUGAUGGUUAUUAACGGUAAGAAGGUUGGAAUCUCUGUCACACGUGCCUUCAAAUACAAGAGACCUACAGAGCAAGAUAAUGGCAUGUUUGCUGAAUUCACUAUUGAGGAUGGCAUCCAUUUGUUGAAGAAAAAGUUGGGUGGAAUUAUUUGGGCUAACCAAAACGUUCAAAAACAAGAUCAUUGGGAAAAACAUAUUUUGCAUAUCUUUGUUCCAAACACACAAGUGGCAAAUGUUUUGAAACAAGCUUACAAGACAAUGAACCACAAAUACAAAACAAAUACCAUCGUAAUUGUGACAGAGACUACCACUAUGGAUUGUAUCUAUUCAGAGAGAUUGUAUGACCACAUAUGUUGA
Messenger RNA from Naegleria lovaniensis, 984 nucleotides. RefSeq lists its product as uncharacterized. The transcript has a single exon. Bases 1 to 984 code for a protein of 327 amino acids. Lineage: Eukaryota; Heterolobosea; Eutetramitea; Acrasida; Naegleriidae. The record is from RefSeq and is a predicted model, not a curated record.